Penicillium olsonii is the source of this 2238-nucleotide messenger RNA. The record is from the annotation of a GenBank genome assembly. NCBI's taxonomy places the organism in Eukaryota, Fungi, Ascomycota, Eurotiomycetes, Eurotiales, Aspergillaceae.
AUGAUCGCUAGUGCCAAGCCCAGCCAAACAGUGCGGCUGAUGAAACGACCCGAGGUCCCGAGCCCGCAACAUCUGUUAUCUUCCCGACACACCUGCACCAAUUUGAUCAAUCGCAGUAUGUCGGCCAGACUUGCCCGGAGCCUGCCACAGGUCAAUCGCCAUAUUUUCGCCCGACUCUCCUCCCGUGCGAGACCUCUUGCGAACGUACGUCAUGCCGGCUUGGCGCGCAAUGCCUGGAACCGCGCGCCUCUCGCACGCGUAACACAGCCCAAUGUCGCGCGAUUCGCACAUACAGAUGCUGGUGCAGCGCGCCCUGGCACGGCUAUUCUCGACGCUACAGGUUACAAGGGAUCGACGGUCACUGAGAAGCAUUGGAUAAGCCAGGAUUUGCCAAUUGUGGACGCAUUGAUUGAACCGCGCGCGAUCUUGCAUUUCAUCGGAUUCAUUACACAGGGCUGGUUGCCGAAUGGGAAGAAGACUGAUCUUCCUUUGGUUGAUCAAGAUGAGUUCCCUCUGUUCAUGACGCCCAGUGCCCAAUGGGCGCCUGCGCCAUUCAACCAGUCCACGACCCCCAUCGUGGAGAAGGCCAUGGCACGGAUUUCGGGUACUGAGGACUUGAGCGGACUGUGUCAAGUUGGACAAAAUAUUCACUUCCUCAAGAGUCGUCUCUGGGGAGGCCUUGACCCCGUUCCCGAAUCGCAAUGGCGUGAGAAGGACCUAAACAACCUGGAAAACUUCGCCAUCGCCCACGAAUAUUUGACCUCUGUGAUCGCCGUCUUUGAAUAUCUCAACAUUCCUCAGAUCCGUACGAACAUGCGCGACACAUUCAACAAGAUUUCAGGUGACUUCGAAGAAAUGCAGAACGCUUUGAACGCACGCCGCAGGGCCCAAGGUAGCACUUCCCCUGAUAUCAAUCUGACUGCCCUGUGGGAACAAUUCAUUCGCUCUCAGUACGAGGUCAUUACCAGCACCGCCCAUUCCUGGAUCCUUGCUCGUACUGCCGAAGUCCGUGAACCGAUCUUGAGCAGCCUGAGUGCGAUCCCCAACGAGAACCAUCAACUCCCAGAAUCGAAGGCUCUCAUGCAGAAGUGGGGUGACCUCAUGGCCGUCAACUCGAUGGCUGAUUUCACCAUUUGGAUCUCCAUGGAUGGAUACAACGGUUACCAGGCACCCUCUGAAAUCGUUGCCGGGCUACACAACCCCGAUCUGGCCAGCCAAGACAAGGACUACGGGUUUGCUGAGCUCCUGAUGAGCCAACUCACAAAGGUUAUUGAGACUCAGAAUGAGGCUGCGAAGGUCGAGGGGCCCAGCGCAGUGCAGAGCGAGGCGGCUCGUCGUGAGCGCUUCUCCGUGAGCACGGUGGUACAGGAUCAACUGCGGGAAAAGAUCCGUGGUCAGACACCAUCACCCCAGCCACCCGUUCAGCCUUGGAUCCAACAACUUCUUCGGGGACAGGAGGAUAUUUUGGCCAUGGCCCCGAAGGAGAGAGAAGAUCUUGGUUUCGGAUUGGCGAUUUAUCGCGCCGCACACAAGUUCUCUGAUGAGGAAUGGGAAACCUUCAAGCAGCGCUUGGAAUCUCACCUGUCGGCGUGGGGAGAAGGACUCCAGCGUGCGGACGAGCUGAAGCCGCUGCUUAAGCUUCACUGGUUCGAUUGCCAGGAGCUAGGCUUCGAGACAACCAAAUCCAUUCCUGAGGCACGAAGACACUUCCAAGGACUUCAGGCUCUGGACGAGUGGAGCUACAAGCUAGCACCAUCUGUCUUCCUUGUCGCUGAUAGCAUGGGCGUGGCCUCAUACAUCGAGGAUGGCAUCUACGCCUCCUACAAAAAGGAUAAGGGUCUCCUAGACGGAGACUUCCAAGGCCACGUUCUGGCCAUCGACCCUGCGUUCGAUGAGAGCACCCUUGCAAACGAGAGUGGAAGUGAAAAGACCGAAGACUCCCAGGACAAGGUCCUCCAAUAUCCGGGUCAGAUGCGCAUCCACGGUAACCUCGUGUGGAGCGAGCUCUACCCUAUGCUGAUGCUGCAGUCUGUCAGACUUGAAAACCUCUGGUUGCAGGCGCGGGAACAUCCCGUCAAGAUGUACACCGGAAUGACAGUCCCGAGUCAGCUUGAGCCAUGGAGGGAAUGGAAUUCGCUGAAGGGCGUUAUGAUGGAUGGCUUUAUGGAUUUCCUGAAAAAGAAGGAUCCCAGUCUCGCAGGAAACUUGCAGGAUAUGAGGAAGAAGGGAAGUAUUUAA